This is a messenger RNA of Suillus fuscotomentosus, 561 nucleotides long. RefSeq lists its product as uncharacterized. The coding region runs from base 1 to 561 and encodes 186 amino acids. The record is from RefSeq and is a predicted model, not a curated record. The transcript is spliced from 3 exons. Lineage: Eukaryota; Fungi; Basidiomycota; Agaricomycetes; Boletales; Suillaceae.
AUGCCAUUUGGGAAUCCUUCUGGAGUUCCAACGUCCAACGAAGAUGUCAUGCUCGUUGUUGAACAAGCUCGUCAAAACAAUCCGAAAACAUUCAGUGUGUGGGGUAUAUUGUUUGCGCAGGCAACAGACCGACCAAUCAUAGUGCCUAUCUUCCUAGACAAAGGAAGAACUCGUUUGAGGUCCAUUGAUGAUCUCAAUUUGAGACACUAUGUCCGGGAAAAUGGGAUUGAAGUCGAUUAUAUGAUCGAUGGUAGUUCCACUCGCCAAACAUUUAUCUCUGGCAUAUAUGCUUACACUGUCAUUCGCGAUCAUCACGAGGUUUUCAAUAAUCUCCCAAGCAUGCUCUUGAAUGGACCAAUAGUCAAUUCACAAGGCUAUCAAUAUUUGCCAAUGACGCCCCCUCGUAGCAACAUCCUGGUCAUCAAACAUGCCGUUUCUUCUACUUUUGAACCCAAGGACAUGCAACGCAGAGACCUCAAACGUGUUUCUGAACUAUUAAUAAAAGCGGAUGAAGCCGGCAAUCUAUUCAACAACAUUCUCAGAACAUCGCCUAACUUUUGA